AUGAUACGGAUGGGUCGGAUCCCGUUUCUGUGCCCUUCGGGGUCACAACCAUCGUCGAAGAGAAUAUGCCGACGGCGGACCGACGAUGGUUACUUAAUAUCCAGCUUGAGUCUGUUACCCAAGAAUAGUAAGGGACGAUCCGGAGAUACCUUUGGGGCGGACCAAUACGAUCGCAUGGGUUGUAAAGGUUUCGAAUUUUGCCCACAUCGGAAGCUGGAGACGGGAGACCAAGUUGGAAGCGUAACGGCCCAAACCAACACUCGACAACGAUCUCGUGGCAGUGAGGAGAUCACAACCAAACUUCUAUAUCUGCCUAUCGUGUAUUAUCAUGAUGAAAAGUUGCCGACCAUAGCAGAAGGUGCUCAGACCGGUUCGGUUACUGGAGUCGGCUCCGCGGUGAAGCAGGAACUAUUCCAGUACAUACCUUGUGCUUCACCGUCCGGAUUCCGAAGUCGCAAGGCGACGAUCACGAGCUUGUCUUAUCUUCGGGGAACUGAUGAAGAGUCGCUGGUUCAUUGGUACCGGUAUCUGAUACCAUCAUGGGGCUGCUGUCUGGGCGUCAUCGUGCUUGUAUACAACUUCAAGAAGUCGAGUGGCGUCAAAACUCUUGGUGUCUGGUGGCGUGGGUUCAACUUGGCAGGAUUUGGGACAUCAGGGGAACACGUCAAGCUGUGCUGGCCGGAACCUGAGCUAGAUAUGACACGAUUGUGGGCGAUGAUGACUGCGGAGAGACAAUCGCUAGUGGGUCAAAGCUUGGCUGUCCUUGCGGCCCUCGGCUCCAACACCCUUGAUCUAGCAAAGAUAGCUCCUGCCGCAUUUGGUGGUAAGGGAGCAGCAGUACUGCUGAAGGCUCUUUUCGCAAUAUUCUUCACAGCACGAUGGCUCACCUUCACUAAGCGCAGCUCUAACCGCGUUAGGGGCACCGCUGUCACGGUCUGGGAGAUAGAAUCGUAG
This is a messenger RNA of Suillus paluster, 954 nucleotides long. RefSeq lists its product as uncharacterized. Bases 1 to 954 code for a protein of 317 amino acids. NCBI's taxonomy places the organism in Eukaryota, Fungi, Basidiomycota, Agaricomycetes, Boletales, Suillaceae. The record is from RefSeq and is a predicted model, not a curated record. The transcript is spliced from 13 exons.